AAAUGCUUAUUGGAAGGAGGGAAAGAAUACUACGCUGAUCGAAGAUUAUUAGGCCACAAUAUGGUGCAGAAGAACGAAGAGAAGGCACCGGCAAAACCUAAAACACCACCGCCGGAGGGUGCACCGCCGGCGGCGCCUCCUCAACUUCCCCGUGUUCCCUCCGCGGAGCAGAUCGCGCGUGGGAAGUUCAUCUGGCGUGCUUUACUAAUCUCCAACCUAGCCCUUGGAGCUUAUAUGUUUGUCAUGCCAAAGAAGAAACCAGUCAAGGAAGACAGCCCCAAAGAAGUGGAAGUGGAAGUUCAGCCUGCUCCAGUUGAGACGCCUGCACCUGUUUAUGAGGAACCCAUCAUUCUUCCUCCCCCGCCUGAGCCAGUGAAAGUGCUGGAGCCCAUCCCUGAAGACAGACAACGAGAACUAUUUCAGUGGAUGCUCGAAGAGAAAAGAAAAUUGAAACCUCAUGAUCGUAAGGAGAAGCAGCGCAUUGAUGAAGAUAAAGCAAUUCUGAAGCAGUUCAUCCGCAAGGACUCUAUCCCAAAUUUCUGAUUUGUCAUUUUUUCAUCAUCCACUGAUGUAGAAGAGCGAAUUUUGUUUUGCUUACCACUGACUGAAGUUGAAAAAGGUAUACAUUUUCUGCCAUUUUGCAUGCAGAUGCUGUUGGUCAUUGGCAAUCUGAUCCGAUGUUAAGAUCAGGUUUUGUGCUGGUCCUUGAACCGAUAAGAUUUUGCUUGGAAGCUCAUUGAUAUUGGUGAUACAUUCCUCUGUAUAGAUUAAAUUCACUCUCAUUCAGUGAUUUGAAUAUGUGCAACGGUAUUCAUCACCUUUAGCUGAGGAUCAUCAGCCCUGCACCUAGUUACCGUGACACUUUUGAUAUCAAAAUUAAGCUUUGCUAGUUAAACAAGUAACCAUUUUGCUUCCUCACUGUGUACCAGAUAUACAUAGCUCUGCAUUCUGUAAAAGUCCUAAGGGGCAGAGUUAACUACAGUUUGGCUCCUCAAGACUGUUGGUCUCUCCACUGACUUGUAUACCUUAUCAGUCCACAUUACCUAGCUCUGUUACGUUCAAGAUUCUAAAUAAUCAAAUAGGAACACAAGGCUCCUUCUUUGUACCAAAAGAUGAUAAAAUAGGAACUUAAGGCUCUUGCCUUUCCGCCUUUCCGGUAUGUUGUCGCGUGAAUGUAUCUUCCAGCAACUCUUACAACAUUUCUCUCCAGCAGCAACCCUAAUAAGCUUCUGCAGGUGAUUCCCACCAGGAGUUGUAAGGGGGGAGUUUUACCCAAAUUUAAUUAGAGUCUACUGAAGUGAAUUUUUUUUUUUUUUUACAAAAAAAAAGCUUCCGCAGGUCUUCGUUGGCGCGGGAAUACUAUGCCGAAAGUUCAACUAAAUUAUCCAUAGGCUAUCUGCCCAUUUCGUUAUCCCUAUGACGAACAAAUCCUCAUCUUCCUACUUCUUUCCAUUCCUAUUUUCUUCUCUCCGAUCGUAUGUCCGGAUUCGGAAUCCCUCGAUCCAAUUAAGAUUGAUAAGAUAAGAAUUAAAUAGAGGAAAAGUUGUGGAUGGGCUCACCAAAUGUUG
This is a messenger RNA of Oldenlandia corymbosa var. corymbosa, 1568 nucleotides long. NCBI's taxonomy places the organism in Eukaryota, Viridiplantae, Streptophyta, Magnoliopsida, Gentianales, Rubiaceae. The record is from the annotation of a GenBank genome assembly.